GCGACAGCAGCCCGACGGCCAUCUUGGCAGCGAGUUCGUCUUCUUGCUCUUUCACCUCAUCCAUCGUGCUCGUUUUGUCGGACCUUUCCCUGUCCGCUUGAUCCCGGCCCAUCUCGAGUCCACUGCCUCUACUGCAAUGGAAGCCGCGACUCCAACCCACCCCGACAAGCUCGUUCACUCCGAGUCGGCCGACACCACUGUCGAGCUCGACAACCAGAACGACUAUAUCGACCGGGACGAGGAUAUUUCCAGCUACUCCUUGGAGGAGCGCCAUCUCUUUCUGAAGCUGACCCGAUAUCUUGUCCCGUGGAUGUUCGUCAUGUACUUUUUCUGCUACAUUGAUCGCGCAAAUCUGUCGAGCGCGCUGGUGAUGAACAAGGAGACCGGUCACUCCCUCAAACAGAUGGUCCUCUCCGACCAGGAUGUCUCGAUCGGUCUCGGACUCUUUUACCUGGGCUACGUCAUCUUUGAGAUCCCCUCGAACUGGGUCCUCACCAAGGUCCGCCCCAGUCUCUGGUUCGCGCGGAUCAUGGUCAGCUGGGGCAUUGUCCUUGGCUGCUUUGCCCUGAUCUCCAAGAGUUGGCACUUUUUCCUCCUGCGGUUUCUGCUUGGGGCCACUGAAGCUGGUCUCUUCCCUGGCAUGUCAUACUACAUGACCCUCUGGUUCAAGCGGCGCGAGACGUCCACCGCCUAUUCGGGCUGGUACAUUGGCCUCCCGCUCGCCGGAAUGGUCUCGGGCAUCCUGGGCGCCGUGAUCGGCAAUAUGGAUGGGAUCGGCAAUCUGCGCGGAUGGCAGUGGAACUUUCUUCUGCCGGCUAUCCCGACCAUUCUCAUCGGCAUUGCUGCGUACUUUAUCUUGCCCGACGAGCCCAGUCCAACAUCAAGCAGCCUGCGCUACCGAUUUUUGUCGACGGAGGAGCACAAGAUGGCCGAGUCCCGGAUGGCUACCCGCAAGGCCCAGCUGCUGUCGGCGACCCACAAUGCGCACAGUCUCAGGACGCUGUGGAGAUCGAUCUCGGAUUGGAAGGUGAUUUUCUUUGCGAUUGUCUAUCUCCCUGGGCUCGUCGCAUCGACAAGCCUGGCGUACUACCUGCCUCUGUUUGUCAGCGGCCUCGGCUUCAGCUCUGUGUUAAGCCAGAUCAUGGCAGCGGCCGGCUGGAUCUACGCUGCCAUCCACAUGGUCAUCGCCGGUCGCAUAUCCGACAAGUUUGGCAGCCGCAGUCUACCCCUGGUCGUGAACAUGAUCCUGGCCAGCAUUGGCUUUCUCGGAAUGGGGCUUGGCGGCAAUCUGUGGGUUCUGCGCUAUGUGGCAGCAUUCCUGGCCCUUGGCGGCACCAAGAGCGUCACGGCGAUCUGCAUGCCGUGGACAAGCAACAAUUUUGUCGCCCAGUUCGCUCCCGGUGCGAUCGCAGCAGUCACCACGCUGGGCAACAUCGGCAACAUCGUGACGAGCUUUACGAUCUUUUCGGCCUGGGCAGCCGAUGCACAGAGGAACUAUGAGUAUUCGUGUGUGGUCGUCGCAGGGCUGAUGUGGCUCUCUAUCCUAUCGACGGUAUUCUUGCGUGUGUUCUUUAUCCGCGAGAACGGCAAGCCCAAGGGAGCCAAGACAGCCGAGGCGGUCGAGCGAUACAUUAUAUGAUUUGAAUCAGAGCAGCGCAAGGGAGGGAUCAGAGCACAGAAUGAGUCAGCGAGAGUUGCUUGGCAAUAGUGCCGCCCAUGGAUGUAAUGGAUAUGGAUUGGAAGCAUAAUACAGCUUGUUGUGCACAACCCAUGUGC
Molecule: messenger RNA, 1776 nt
Organism: Polychytrium aggregatum
Lineage: Eukaryota; Fungi; Chytridiomycota; Chytridiomycetes; Polychytriales
Product: major facilitator superfamily domain-containing protein
Exons: 7
Coding region: 137-1639 (500 amino acids)
Biological process (GO): transmembrane transport
Cellular component (GO): membrane
Molecular function (GO): transmembrane transporter activity
Source: RefSeq, a predicted model, not a curated record